Molecule: messenger RNA, 702 nt
Organism: Pipistrellus nathusii (Nathusius's pipistrelle)
Lineage: Eukaryota; Metazoa; Chordata; Mammalia; Chiroptera; Vespertilionidae
Source: the annotation of a GenBank genome assembly
AUGGUUAACUACUACGACGUGCUGGGGGUACAGUCCAGUGCCAGCCCGGAGGACAUCAAGAAGGCCUACCGAAAGCUGGCCUUGCGCUGGCACCCCGACAAGAACCCCAAUAACAAGGAGGAGGCUGAGAAGAAGUUCAAGCAGGUGUCCCAGGCCUACGAGGUCCUGUCCGACUCCAAGAAGCGCUCUCUAUACGACCGGGCGGGCUGUGACAGCUGCGGGGCCGGUGGCGGUGGCGGGGCCAGCACCCCUUACAACAGCCCCUUCGACAGCGGCUACACCUUCCGGAACCCCGAGGACAUCUUCCGCGAGUUUUUUGGCGGCAGGGAUCCUUUCUCCUUUGACUUCUGGGUCGCCCCCUUCAACAGUGACCGUGGAGGCCAGGGCCAUGGCCUGAGGGGCGCCUUCUCCAACGGCUUCGGUGAGUUCCCUGCCUUCAUGGAGGCCUUCUCCGCCUUCGACAAUCUGGGCCGCGGGGGGACCGCUAGCCGCACCACCUUCUCAUCCACCUCCUUUGGGGGCUCUGGCAGCUCAGGGUUCAAGUCAGUGAUGUCAUCCACCGAGUUGGUGAAUGGACACAGGGUCACCACCAAGCGCAUCGUGGAGAACGGGCAGGAGCGUGUGGAAGUGCAAGAGGAUGGGCAGCUCAAGUCGUUGACCAUCAAUGGCAAGGAGCAGCUUAAACGAGUGGACAGCAAGUAA